GGGCGGGGGGCGGAGGCCAAGGAAGGGGAGGGGAAGGCGGGGAGGGGAAGGGCCGAGAGGGGCCGGGGAGGGGGCGGCAGGGCCCGGUCAUGGACGCCAGCGCGCUGGAGCUGGACGCGGUGAAGUUCGCGCAGCUGGCGGUGCAGCGGGACCAGAGCGGGCGCUACCAGGAAGCCGUCUUCUACUACAGGGAAGCUGCACAAGCCUUGAUUUAUGCUGGGAUGGCAGGGUCAAGCCUGGAAAAUAUUCAAGAAAAAAUAAAUGAGUACUUGGAGAGAGUUCAAGCUCUCCAUUCAGCAGUUCAGUCACAGAAAACAGAUCCUCUGAAGUCAAAGCAACAGUUGGACUUGGAGCGUGCUCACUUCCUCGUUACACAGGCCUUUGAUGAAGAUGACAAAGGCAAUGCAGAAGAAGCUAUAGAGUUGUACACAGAAGCGGUGGAACUCUGUUUGAAAACAGCUAGUGAAACUUCAGAAGCAGGCCUGCAGUCAAAACUGAAACAGCUGGCUCGGCAAGCACUGGAUAGAGCAGAGGCACUGAAGGUAUCGAUGUCAAAGUCAUCUCAGAAGGAGAAGUCAAAUGCAGCUAAACCAAAUCAGCCAGUCAGAACAUUCUUUCCAUUGGGACCUGACUUUUCUUUAAAUGAUAAACCACAGACAAUCAGAGCAGUACAAGCUAGUGAAUCUCAAGGUCAGAGAUACACUGCAGAGGAGAUUGAAGUACUCAGAAAGACUUCAAAAAUUAAUGGUAUUGAAUAUGUCCCUUUCAUGAGUGUUGAUCUGAGGGAACGUUUUGCCUUCCCUAUGCCAUUUUCCGAUAAAUGUGGGAAGUUACCAUUAUCCCCCAAACAGAAAGCGAUGUUUGCCAAGUGGGUACGGCCAGAUGACAUAACAAAUAACCCUACGAUGAUUUAUACUGUAUCAAGUUUCAGCAUAAAGCAGACAAUAGUGUCAGACUGUUCUUUUGUGGCAUCACUAGCUAUCAGUGCUGCAUAUGAAAGAAGAUAUAACAAAAAGUUGAUUACAAGUAUCAUUUACCCUCAGAAUAAGAAAGGGGAACCAGAGUAUAAUCCAUGUGGCAAAUACAUGGUGAAACUUCAUAUCAAUGGUGUACCUAGAAAGGUAAUCAUAGAUGACCAGUUACCUGUUGAUCAUAGUGGGGAACUCCUCUGCUCUUAUUCUAACAAUAAGAAUGAAUUAUGGGUAUCGCUAAUAGAAAAGGCCUACAUGAAGGUCAUGGGAGGAUAUGAUUUUCCUGGAUCAAAUUCUAAUAUUGAUCUCCAUGCACUGACUGGUUGGAUACCGGAAAGAAUUGCUAUGCACUCUGACAAUCAAGCUUUCGAUAAAGAUAGCACUUUCAGAAUGCUCUAUCAGAGAUUUCACAAGGGAGAUGUCCUUAUCACAACAGCAACAGGUGUGAUGUCUGAAGAGGAAGGAGAAAAAUGGGGUUUAGUUCCAACCCAUGCCUAUGCAGUCUUAGAUAUAAGAGAAUAUAAGGGACUAAGAUUCCUUCAGUUGAAAAAUCCCUGGAGCCACUUACGUUGGAAGGGAAGGUACAGUGAGAAUGACACAAGAAAUUGGACCCCAGAUUUACAAAAAUAUUUGAACUUUGAUCCAAGAACAGCUCAGAAAAUAGACAAUGGGAUCUUCUGGAUUGCCUGGGAGGACCUGUGCCAGUACUAUGAUGUUGUUUAUUUGAGUUGGAACCCAAGUCUUUUUAAAGAGUCUACAUGUAUUCACAGUACUUGGGAUGCAAAACAAGGUCCAGUGAAGGAUGCUUACAGCCUGGCUAAUAAUCCUCAGUACAAACUGGAGGUCCACUGUCCACAAGGUGGUGCUGCAGUCUGGGUUCUGCUUAGCAGACACAUCACAGAUAAGGAUGACUUUGCACACAAUCGGGAAUUCAUUACAAUGGUUGUAUACAAGACUGAUGGCAAAAAAGUUUACUAUCCAGCUGACCCUCCUCCAUAUAUUGAUGGUAUUCGGAUCAACAGCCCUCAUUAUCUGACCAAGAUAAAGCUGACCUCUCCAGGGACCCAUACGUUUACCUUAGUGGUGUCCCAGUACGAGAAACAAAACACUAUCCAUUACACGAUCAGGGUGUACUCCUUGUGCAAGUUUACCUUUUCCAAGAUUCCCACACCUUACACCAUUUCCAAACGGGUUAAUGGACAAUGGAAAGGUCACAGUGCUGGAGGAUGUGGAAAUUUCAGAGACAGCUACAAAAAUAACCCCAUUUAUCAAUUCCAGAUGGACAAGAGUGGGCCAUUACUAAUUGAACUACGUGGACCAAGGCAAUACAGCGUUGGCUUUGAACUUGUCACAGUCUCAACAGUAGGAGAUCCUGGUUCCUAUGGCUUUCAGAAGAAGAGCAGUGGUGACUACAGGUGUGGAUUUUGCUACUUAGAAGUGGAAAACAUACUUGCUGGAGUUUACAACAUUAUCCCCACCACAUUCUUGCCUCAACAAGAGGGACCUUUUUUCUUAGAUUUCAACAGUGCUACUCCUCUUAAGGUAUCACAGCUUCAGUAAGGAGACAGACUUGUGCACUACUCUUUAAAGAAGUAUUUUUGACCUGUCCUACAGUCUGAGAAGAGGUGAAUAACUCUUACUACAAAAAGAAUGCAAUUUUAUUUUAUGCAUAAGUCAUAGCCAAAACCAUGGAGUCACCCAUUUGCUGAUUAGUUGUGGUAGACAGUUGUGGUUUUUGCUGCUACGGUAUGAGAGUGAGCACUGUUCAAUAGGCUUGUGAGCAGGCUAAAAUGCUUACGUUCAAAUGAACUGGCAGAACAUAGUUUACUAGAAUCUUUCUACAUUUCAAAUCAAAAUAUAGUGGGUUUAUAUAAGAGAAAAACUAACACUGAAAUUUACUUCUCCUGAAAUAUAAGGUCUAUGGGUUUAGGAUUUUAUUCUUAAAAGUAAACAUCUAAGAAAAUAAUAUUAUUGUGUAUUCUGCUUAUUCAGCUUCAGGACCAAAUAUGUAUUAAUUGCUAUUUGUACUGAAUGUCUUGAAUGUUUUCAGCACUGAAGUAGCUCUCACAUUUAAAUGUGAACUUACUACUGCUGAGCAUGUAUUCCAGGCUGCCACUAACAUGUUCAGCUUAUCUAGAGUAUGUACAUAGAAGUAAAGGAUAAGGAAGAUGCCAGCUUCAGAUAUUUCUAAAAGAGCAAUGGAUUCACCCAUAUUACACGUACUUUAAGAACUGUUAUUUUGUAUUGGUAUUACUUUAAUACAUAUUAUAACACAAGGUACUGUAUGGCUUUCUUCCUACUAGCUGCAAAACCUAGCCUGAUCACAAUCAGCACUAAAAUCAAAGUUAACCAACAGUCGUGCACAGACAGUACAGCAUGCCGGUCACUUAGCAGACAUGAAAUGUUUUCAUCUGAAGGUGCACUGUAAGAUUCUCAGUAUCUACUGAAGUAUACUGAAGUAGUCUCACUUGCUGGUGCUAGGGGGUAGUUCACUCCUUCCUAUCAGCAUCCUAACAAAAAUAAUAAGGAUAAAACACUUCUUUGCAAGUACUUAGCCUGCAUAGGAAGAGUCAUUUUUAAAUUGAAACUGAUGAACAAAGGUAGCACUUACCCAUGGUGUCAAUAGAAAUAGGGUUUAAAGUUCUUCAGAAAACAGUGGAAGUGGAAUUACUCCAGGGGGAAAAAAAAGUAAAGUCUACUGUAUCUCUAGCCUGUAAGAUAUAUAUAUAUACACAAAUAUAAAUAUCUGAAAAGGAUUGAAGGUUAACUUUUUUUUAAACAAAUGACAGAAAAAAACUCUGUGACAGGAGGAGAGGGUGCUUUUAAAACAGCCAUAGGAAGUUCUUUGCUAUUCAGGUUUACCUGGCAAUUUUUUGACCAAAAAAAUAUUACUUAAAUAGUACCUGUGUUCUAAAGAAUAAGAUUUGUUCAUUAGGAAAGUAAGCAUGUAGUACAGGAGAACAUGAAAUAUCUGUGGGCUCAAGUCACUCUCCUGGAAGUCUGCUAUUUACCUUCUCCAUAAAGUAAAAGUCCCUUCUUGUUUCAUUUCCUUCAUCGGACAGCUUUUUAACAAAUGUCUAGCUUUCAAAGGACACUGAAAACAUGUCUUCUUAGACUGCAUCUGGGCUUUGUGACAAGUUUGUCGUAGUGUGACUUAGCUUCUUUUGCAGGGAAGUUUCUGAUGAUUAUUGCAAUAAAUCAACAUAGGGAGUUGUAUGGGCACAUGAUGAGCAAAAAGCAACUCCUUUAUGGUUAUCCUUGGCUUUUGGGAGUAGUCAGUUGUGCCCAGGACUGCUUCCUCUCUACAAAAUUAAAAUUUCACUUAACACAGAUUUAUAGAGAAAAAUAUAAAUCUUAGCACAGGCUAAAGCAGAAUAUAUUGCAUCUAUUUUUAACAUCUAUGAAGUUAGAGGUAGUUACGAAAUCUAAACAGUAUAUUCUUGACUGUAUAAAAGGCAGAUGCCAGAACUAAGUUUUUGCAUGUCCUCUGCUGUUUGAGAUCAAGCUGGUAGACUUGCCUACAGUGAAAUCUGUUUUUCUUUUGUAGUCGAUUUCUACUCUGUAGGAAGUUGUUCCCCUCCCCUUUUUUGUUUCUCUCUCCAAGCACAAGCUAGUGCCAAAGCUUACAUUGGAUGAAACAAACAUAUAAGACUCAGCUUCCAUAUUGUACUAAAGCAAAAGCAAGGAAUGCUAGACAAAGCUGUCUCUACCCAGAUACAAUAACAUUUUGUACAUACACAGUACAGUCAGUGGUUUGGGUUUAUGCCCAUAAAUGCACAAGAUAAGUUCAGUAUCACUGUCCUUUUUAAGACAAGUCCUAUCCAAAUACUGUACCUGCAGAGUUAGUAAAAUACCAUCACUAUACAUUUCCUUUCACAGAUAGGACAGAACAUUCAUGUGGAGCAUCUCAAAAGAAAUACACAAGCUAUUCUUGUAAAUUUUGGUCUCUGCCAGUUCUGGUUGUGACAAAUUACUUUUACAAUAUUAUUUUAUUGUCCUCUUUUAUUAGGAAAUUAGUCACGAUUACUUCUUUCUUCUGAUAUUUUCUGUUAACUACAUACUUAUAUAAUUUUUUUCCACAAAUCUAGAAAAAUGAUUGGAGAGUAAACUGCUCCUUAAGUUUUAGUGCAGCCUCAGCCCAAGAUGUAGGUUAAGCUUUUCUUUCCCCCUACAUCAGUUGUCAUUUUUGAUCUAUAAUGACAAUAUUAGAUUGAGUCAAGCUGGGAAAUGCUGCAUAGAAAAUACUUCUAGAAAAGAGUAAGGCCUGUGUGGGGAAAAAUUGAAAUAGCUGCACAACAGCUUAGAUUGUAGUGAGGGUACAUUGGUCAUGUUACUUUACUCCCAGUCAUGCAACUCUUGACUAUUAAGUGUUCUCUGCCUGUAAACAUUCAAUUAAAGCUUUUAAAUAUUAAAAUACAAAGCUUUACAAAGUUGACCAACAAGCAGACGGUAUUCCUAACUGUACAGUUGUAAACUGUCUAAGCUGCAGCUAAAUGACAACAAAAGCCAGGUGUAAGGGGCCUUAAGAGGAUUUAUAAUUUCUUUGGUUUACUAAGGCUACUAUAAAGAAAUGAUUUUUAAUUCUCUCUAUUCAUUGGUGCUGAGGGAUAACUGGAGAUACUCUUUUAAGAAGUUUGGAUGUUCUCCUUGCUUAUGUGCUGAAACACCUUUUCUAAGGUUUUAUUUUUUGCUUUUUUUUUUUAAAUCCUACCUUAGAGCUCCAUACACACCACCAUAUGCUGCUGUUUAUAGCUCAGGGUGAGAUGCCCCCCAGACACACACAUCUGUUUGUUUUGUUAGGAAGGAAUGGGGUUAGUCCUUCAUUAAUCUAAUCCAUCAUUUUUCAAAGACUUACCAAGAGUUAGUACUUGGAUGAAUGAUAUCAAGUUUCUCUCUCAUCUGUCCCAAGUCUGAGGUUCAGUCCUAGUUUCCUGAUGCAAGUUUCAUGCAACUAUUUUGUACGGUAAUUUUUAUGCACUUGACCAUGUGAACUAUUAGGUGUUUGAACAAGCAGCUGCUUAGAAUUAAGUUUGUGUACAUACAAGAGAGGUUUUUUAUCACUUAGUGAAAAAAUGACAUUUAAGUUGUGUGAUAAUACCAAAGAGUAGUAGAAUUCCUAGAUUAAAGUUUGCUUUAUACAUUCUCACUGAUCACAUAUACUUUGAUACACCAGAGGCUUAUUUUUAUACCCAUAAAGGUGGCUACCAUCAUGUUACGCUUCAGAAUACAUAAAGAAUUCCUACAAAAAAUAACCAGAGAAAGCUUGUUCAUUUGCCUGUACUCCACAGUCAUGUAUGUUCAUUUAAGUUUGUCAUAUUUAUAAUUAUACCUUUUAUGGAGUUUAAAAUAAAAUGAGUUUUCCA
Messenger RNA from Cygnus atratus (black swan), 6334 nucleotides. RefSeq names its product calpain 7 (gene CAPN7). Gene Ontology annotation, biological process: proteolysis. Gene Ontology annotation, molecular function: calcium-dependent cysteine-type endopeptidase activity. NCBI's taxonomy places the organism in Eukaryota, Metazoa, Chordata, Aves, Anseriformes, Anatidae. The transcript has 21 exons. The coding region runs from base 90 to 2531 and encodes 813 amino acids. The record is from RefSeq and is a predicted model, not a curated record.